This is a messenger RNA of Saccoglossus kowalevskii, 1579 nucleotides long. RefSeq names its product coiled-coil domain-containing protein 148-like. NCBI's taxonomy places the organism in Eukaryota, Metazoa, Hemichordata, Enteropneusta, Harrimaniidae. The record is from RefSeq and is a predicted model, not a curated record.
CAGAAAACUACAUCACAGGUAUAAUGAAGAUGUUAUGUAGUACAUGAUGUUCUACACCGGAACUACUAAGUUUUAUUGAAAAAGCACUUAUCAAGAUGACUGGUAGAGACUACAGAACGUUUCUUAGUUUGCAUCGUGGGGGGCCACGUGAGAUUGCAAGAACUUCUGAGCAGGAUAAACUGAUGGUCAGAAUGACAGAGGGAAUUGGUAGCAGCAGGUACAAACAGCUUGAUUACGAGAAACUCAAAGCCAUCACUUUUGAAAAGAAAUUUGCAGCUAAUGAAUCAUUGAUGAAAAUGGAGAGAUUAGCUAAAGUUUCAAAACAGAGUAAGGAGCAUCAUCUUCUAAAUCAGCACAAGUUAGUGUGGCAGCAAGAACAAUCACGACUCAAUCAUGCUUUACAGCGAGCCAACAAUGAACUUCAAGUAUUCAUGCAGGAUGGAACACUGGAAGAGUCUUCCAUAUCUACAUUAAUGCUUGAAGCAGAAGAACUGCAAAUGCAGCUGGCCAUGGACGAGAAGAAGUUUCGAGCUGCCACGAUUGAUCCCAUUCUAAACCUUAAGGAGGACCUUGGAGUUUGGCUGCAGGAGCAUAAAGCUGAGCUUGAGGAAGGUGGAAGGGAGAUCUACUCUGAUUAUGAGAGAGUACAAGACACUGUUGAAUCAGUGAAGAAUCAGGAAGAGAUUUUACUGGAUCGACUAUCUGACGAGGAAUUAAGAUUACAAAGUGAUCUUGACAAUACAGCAUUACAAGACUUAUUUACUGUGCAUGAGAAAUGGGUCAACGAUGGAAUCCCAGAAGAAGCUGAAGAUCUUGAGUGUCCGGAUCCUUGCCUCAAGGAGUCUGUCCUCCAGGAAUUUAUAUUUCUGGAUGAUAGGUUUAGAGAGAAAUUGAAAGAAUGGGAUCACAGACAUCAAGAUAUACUAAGAUCUGAGAGUGGGGGUUGGACUGACAGUGACCAUUAUUGGUUUCAAGUAAUCAUAGACCAGUACCCCCAUGAGAUGACUAAUAGAAGAAUGUUGUAUAUUGACAGAAUGAAACGACAGCUACCCCAUAAAUCAAGAGCUGAAGUGGUUGCACAUGAAGAAUGGUAUUCAGGACACAAAUACUACCAUGAACAUAGGAAAGUCUUGAUAAACUCAUGGAUCAAGUCCAGGAAAGAGUUGUUAAACAAAGCUCAUGCUGUUUUCGCUGAUGCUUUUUUAGCUAUUGAACUUGAAAGAAUUGCUGCCAUUAACAGACAAAGACAAAAAGAAAUAUGUGAUCAAUUGUAUGAAAAGGUUAAACUAUGGAGGGAAGAGAAAAUGGAGGAGAUGAAGCUGCAAGCAGAAAUAGAAGCCAGGAGACAACAGGAACUAAAUCAUGAAAAGAAGAUACAAAAUGAAAAGGACAAAAAAAAGAGACAAGAAGAAAAAAGAAAGAUUGGAGUGUACCAGUCUAAAUUGAAUGCUGAAAGAGAAGAAAGGCAAGAGAGAGAUCGUAAAAGACUACAAGAGCUGCAAAUAAAAUUGGCUGAACAAGCAGAAUAUGAUAAGAACCGGUAGGAGUAAUUUGCCAUUGUAUUCAGUAAAUCUGAAUG